Messenger RNA from Thrips palmi, 2240 nucleotides. RefSeq names its product zinc finger protein 26-like. The record is from RefSeq and is a predicted model, not a curated record. The transcript is spliced from 2 exons. Gene Ontology annotation, molecular function: DNA-binding transcription factor activity; RNA polymerase II cis-regulatory region sequence-specific DNA binding. The coding region runs from base 321 to 2129 and encodes 602 amino acids. Lineage: Eukaryota; Metazoa; Arthropoda; Insecta; Thysanoptera; Thripidae. Gene Ontology annotation, biological process: regulation of transcription by RNA polymerase II.
UCAUAAUGGCGCCGGCGCCGCGUCGCCGACUUGUUGCUCCGCGUCCACGCGUCCCUAGCGAGUCUUGCUUCGAGUGAAUUUCUUUUCCGAGCCCUCCAAAGCGUGUUGCGUUCCGGUUGUCCUGGCUUCCCAGUGCGUCAGGUUCGCGGUGGUGUGAUCGCGACUUACUGAGCGGCGCGCCAUCGCGCCAAGGACCCGGUUUGACAGCCAGCUGGUGCAUUGUAAACAGAAAACAGCUGACGACGCUUUCAGGCCACUGCUCCCUGCGCCCCGUUUGACAACAUCGAAGCAGAAGAUCGAGAAUUUCUGAGAACGCUAUAAUGGAGCUAGUAGAUGCAUCGUUGAACUGCUCUGUGUGUCUGAAGAAGUUCUCCUCCAAAGUUACCUUGGCUAAACACUUAAGGAUUCACUCUGCUGAGAAGUCGUUUAAGUGCUCAGAGUGUCCAAAAGAGUUUCAUCGUUCUGAUGACCUAAAAUAUCAUCUUAUUAGCAAGCAUAGCAAUGAGAAAGCAUAUGAAUGCUCUGUGUGCCAGAAGCGCUUCAUCACCUCUGGGCAACUUGCGUCGCAUGUUCAGAGGCACUCUGCUGAUAAACCAUACAAGUGUUCAGUUUGCAAAAAACAAUUCGUUUGUAAAAGUGACCUUUCUAAACACACCAGAAUACACACUGUUCGAAUGUUCGAAUGUUCAAUGUGUUCGAAGAAAUUCGUUCGGCUCGCUCAUCUCAAGGUCCAUCUGCGAGCACACACCGGUGAAAGGCCGUUUGAGUGCGGCGUCUGCCAUAAACGCUUUUCGUACUCGAGAAGCCUUUCGUCCCAUUCUCGAAUCCACACGGACGAGAAGCCGUUUGAGUGUUCGGUGUGCUUCCAAAAAUUUCGAUUCUCAGGCGGUCUGCAGACUCACCUACUUACUCACACUGGCGAGAAAUCGUUUGAGUGCAGUCUAUGUCCGAAAAAGUUCCGAAGACGUGGUCACCUCGAAAAUCACCUAAGAAGGCACUCGGAUGAAAAACCGUAUGAGUGCUCCGUAUGCCAAAAACGUUUUAGUGUCGCUGACGGCCUGAGGAACCAUUGUCGAAUCCACACUGACGAGAAACCCUUUGAAUGUUCAGUGUGUGGCACAAAAUUCCGUACCUCAACCGACCUCCAUCGUCACCAGAAAACGCACACAGGUGAGAAACCUUUUGAGUGCAGUCUGUGCUCGAAGAAGUUCCGUCGCAGCAGCCAUCUCAAACAACACCUUGCAAGGCACUCUGAUGAAAAACCGUAUGAGUGCUCCGUAUGCCAAAAACGUUUUAGGGUCGCUGAAGACCUGGCCUCCCAUUGUCGAACCCACACUGACGAGAAACCCUUUGAAUGUUCAGUGUGUGGUAGAAAAUUCCGAACCUCAACCCAGCUCCAUCUUCACCAGCGAACGCACACAGGUGAGAAAUCUUUUGAGUGCAGUCUGUGCUCGAAGAAGUUCCGUCGCAGCAGCCAUCUCAAACAACACCUUGUAAGGCACUCUGAUGAAAAACCGUAUGAGUGCACCGUAUGCCAAAAACGUUUUUAUGUCGCUGAAGGCCUUAAGAACCAUUGUCGAAUCCACACUGACGAGAAACCCUUUGAAUGUUCAGUGUGUGGUCGAAAAUUCCGAACCUCAACCCACCUCCAUCUUCACCUGCAAACGCACACGGGUGAGAAAUCUUUUGAGUGCACCGUGUGUUCAAAGAAAUUCGGAAGACGUGACCACCUGAACUUCCAUCUGCAGACGCAUGCUUAUCGUGAAAGGUCGUUUGAGUGCACUGUGUGCCUGAAAUCUUUUACCCGCAACGAGUACCUGGCCAUUCACGCUCGAAUUCAUGUUGCUGAUGACCUGAAACCCCAUGAGUGUUCCGUGUGUGGAAAGAAAUACUUAAGCACAGGUCAACUAAACGCCCACGUCAAGGUCCAUUCGAAACUGUUCCAGUGCGAAGAAUGCUCCAAGAGAUUUGGGACGUUGGCGCACCUUAAAAGGCAUCUCUUGACGCACACUUCCUCGCGUCACAGAAUUUCCACUCAUUUCACAUUUUUAUGCACCGAGUGUGGGAUCCGGUAUGACCGGCGGGAUGCAUUGUUAAGUCACUUGUAUGAACAUCUCAAGAACUUCUGAGUUGUUCCCACGCUGUUUCUGUGAAAAUCUUGUCAGUGUCCCUCUUGUCAUUAAGUUAAAGUAUUGAGCUAGUUGUAGAAUAACCCUAAUAAAGAAUUGUAAAUAUAGUUA